CAUGCGGUAGAGCGUGCAUGCGCCCUGUCACCUGCGGCGCUCUUCGUGGAGGGACUGAAGGAUGCUGGCCUGCCCACUACUGAGUCAAUAUCAGCUCCUUCAAGCAGUUAUAACCUACUUAGUAACUGCCUGGGUGCUCUUAGAAGACACCAUCUCCCCAGAUCGCUGUGGGACUGCAGCCGGCCCAGCUUGGGGGCAAUGAUUUGAUAUACAUUCUUUCCAUAUCUUCUCUGUGGUCAUGCUGUUCUGUCAUCUGCAGCCGUAUGGCAUCACCAGAAGAAUAUUGGUGCUAAAGAGAUGAACGUAUGCUCUAACUGACUUUAACAAUUGGACCUCAUGAAUCAAAGGCCCUGAGUCUGAAGGCUGCCACAGCUCCCACCUAUUCACCAUGGACCAAGAUUAUGAAAGGCGUCUCCUUCGACAGAUCAACAUCCAGAAUGAAAACACAAUGCCUUGUGUUUCUGAGAUGAGACGAACUUUGACACCUUCCAAUUCUCCCAUGUCUUCUCCCAGCAAACAUGGAGACCGCUUUAUACCUUCUAGAGCUGGAGCCAACUGGAGCAUUAAUUUCCACAGAAUAAAUGAAAAUGAGAAAUCACCUAGUCAGAAUCGGAAAGCAAAAGAUGCCACUUCAGAUAAUGGCAAAGAUGGCCUAGCCUACUCUGCCUUGUUAAAGAAUGAGCUGCUAGGAGCUGGGAUUGAGAAAGUCCAGGAUCCUCAAACAGAGGACCGAAGGCUGCAGCCCUCCACACCAGAGAAAAAGAGCCUCUUCACAUACUCCCUGAGCACCAAGCGUUCAAGUCCUGAUGAUGGCAAUGAAGUCUCUCCAUAUUCUUUGUCCCCAGUCAGCAACAAAAGCCAGAAGUUAUUAAGAUCUCCACGGAAACCUACCAGAAAAAUUUCCAAAAUCCCUUUCAAAGUCCUUGAUGCCCCUGAGCUCCAAGAUGACUUCUACCUGAAUCUGGUAGACUGGUCUUCCCUCAAUGUCCUAAGUGUUGGCCUGGGCACUUGUGUUUAUCUAUGGAGUGCAUGUACCAGCCAGGUAACCAGGCUAUGUGAUCUGUCUGUGGAAGGAGAUUCCGUGACUUCUGUGGGCUGGUCUGAACGGGGGAACUUGGUAGCAGUUGGCACACACAAAGGCUUUGUACAGAUCUGGGAUGCAGCAGCAGGGAAGAAACUGUCCAUGCUGGAAGGACACACAGCCAGAGUUGGUGCGUUGGCCUGGAAUGCAGACCAGCUUUCUUCUGGAAGCAGAGAUAGAAUGAUUCUCCAGAGAGAUAUCCGAACACCCCCAGUGCAGACUGAACGGCGGCUGCAAGGUCACCGGCAGGAGGUGUGUGGGCUAAAGUGGUCCACUGAUCACCAGCUUCUUGCAUCAGGUGGAAAUGAUAAUAAGCUUCUGGUCUGGAACCACUCCAGUUUAAGUCCUGUCCAACAGUACACCGAGCAUCUAGCAGCUGUGAAAGCAAUCGCCUGGUCUCCCCACCAGCAUGGCUUAUUGGCAUCAGGUGGCGGAACAGCUGACCGCUGCAUCCGCUUCUGGAACACACUUACAGGACAGCCUCUGCAGUGUAUUGAUACUGGUUCUCAAGUGUGCAACCUGGCCUGGUCCAAACACGCCAAUGAACUAGUGAGCACACAUGGAUACUCACAAAACCAGAUCCUCGUCUGGAAAUACCCUUCCUUGACACAAGUAGCCAAACUGACAGGACAUUCGUACCGAGUUUUAUAUCUGGCAAUGUCUCCUGAUGGAGAGGCCAUAGUUACAGGUGCUGGAGAUGAAACUCUGAGAUUUUGGAAUGUUUUUAGCAAAACACGUUCAACAAAGUGUUCUCCAUUGAGAGUGUUGCUUCUGUUUCUGUUUGCCUUCAUCUUCACCCAGAUGUUUUCUACCAUGCUUCCCCAUUCUGAUUCCUCAGUUUCCUCAUGAAUCUGUAUCUGUCCUAAAUCUCUUUACUAGAAUCCGGUAACUCCCCAAGCCCACACACCAGGACCACACUACGUUGUAUAGGGAAAAACCACUAAUCAACAUGCAUGGAACCCCAGUUAUCAUCUGGAAGAUAAACGGGGUAGGGCGGGUAGGUGGACCUGGAGAAACCUUCAAGAUUCUUAUUAAAUACCUGAUUGUGAACUCUGUUGAACAGUAUUUGGGAAGGGGACAAGACUGGGGAGAACUACUCAGAUUUGAGGAGGAGCCCAUUCUUCACGAAGGGCAAACAGAAGAGAACCAAAAUGGGCAGCAUCUCCAUUUCACACACCAGACAGAAUUGGUGUGGCCAGGACCAGCUCAGCUUGAGAACAAGGUUACCUCUUCGGCUCCAUCAUCUCUGGGAAGGGACGAAUGAACUUCCUUUUUUGUCAUUGGUGUAGUCUGGGGGAAAUGGGGACUGGGGGUCAGGGGAAACGUCAGGCUGCAUGUGACCUUAAAGUCAUGGCAGCUCCAUACCCCUCUGUUUAAAUGGGCUGCUUUAGAAGCCAAGGCCCUUUGGAGCCAAACUUUCUCAUGUAUAAUGGGAUGGGAGUUAAGAAACAGUGACCUUUCAAGGGAUUCACAGCUGGGAUUUCGGAUUUCCAGCCCCCAGAAGGUGCCAAAGCUAGGAGUGACCAUCCAGAAAGAGAGUGAAAUGCCGUACUAUGUGUUCUCCAGUGCAUGCCACACACUCUUAACUGUAAGGCCAAACAGCUCUACUGUACUUCAGUGUGAUGAUUUGUGCAGGUGGGACAGCUUAUACUGGCAGAUUGAACCCCCCAGCUUAACACAGAAUGGUGACAUCCAGCACUUAAAUGGUUCAGGGUUUAACAACCACGAAGGCCUCCCUGGAGACAGCAGAAAAAAGGAUUUCAUUGCAGCUCAAUUAAAAUGGCUUUUUAAGGAAACAAUAUCAUUGAGAAUGUGACCCAUUCAAACCUCAUCUCUCUGUCUUAGCCUUAUGGGAAGAAAUGACCAGUGUGUGAAAGUUCUAGCAGUACCAAGGAAUGUUUGGGCUACCCUGUCUACUGCCACGUAGGUCAUAGCACCACGUGGGUCAUAAAAAAGGGUGGGGGGUUGGUUGGUUUUGUUUUUUGGUUUGUUUUUUGGUUUUUUUUUAAGGAUGAGGUGAUAUUGGGUUGGAUUUGCUAUCAAAGAAAACAAGUUAUUUCAAAUUGUCAUUCUUUUGAAUGGAAAAAGAAAGGGGCAUCAUGUGUUUAUGAAUCUGGACACCAGCUUUUUUUUUUAUCUUUAUUAGAUCAAAGCUUUUCAGAGUGAAAUCUUAAUUCUUUUGUUUCCUACUGGACAAGUGGGGUUCUUUGUGCUUUGAGUGGUACAGUGUAGGGAACCUUGGAAGGGCAGUUUCUGUGGCUUUUUGCUUAAAGAAAACAUUGCUUCCGCUCCCUGCAGUCCUUUACUCCUAUCUCUGUGCUAAUCCUCAAUCCUACUGUACAUUUUGCCUUCAUCCCUGUUCCCUUUCCCCACUGUAACUGGAUGUCAGUCUGUUCUGUCUCUUUGUUUUCCUCGUUUUGCUUUUUCCUUUCAGUAGUAUUCUACCCAACCAUGUGGAACGUGUGAGUUCUGAGUAAAGAGGUCAGUCAGGGAUUAAUAACUCCUGCAUAAUAACCCCAUUGAAGAGCAGUCUCCUUAAGAAAGAAUUGGACAAUUUGGACCUGACAAAUUGUAGUUAAUGUGUGUUCCUUAGAGCUUUAGGCAAGAAGAUCCUUGAAACCCAGUGCCUGGCUCUUCCUCCACCCUUGACCCUUUUGACAGUUCUUUGGCCAACCUAGGUGUGCCUAUUGUAGCCUAUAAGAGCUGUUGAAGCCAAACUACCAUUUGAGCCUUUCAGUCUUUUGCCUUCCCCUUCCGUGCCCUCGCAUAUCUACCUUUUAAGCUGGAAUGACAUGGCCUAGGCUUCUGUGACUCAUGUAGAAAUUAGCAGCCUGUCACAGCAGUUCCUACCUCAGAGGUUUAAGCCAGUGAGGGCCUGGUCUUGGAGUAGGAAAGAGCACUGAGCCUGGGUGGUGAGAUGUUGGGGAAAGGCAACUGAUUGAAGUUCCAGGAAAGACUCAAUGCCUUUCGUGCUGGUCACGUAUGUGUAUGUGUGAGGAACAUCCCCAUACCUGCCCUGAAUUGCAGGGUACUUUGAAAACCCCAGGUUGAAAAAGAUGAAACAAGAAAGCCACCCAUUCCUUUGGGGGGUCCACAUGCUCCACUACCCAGCCGUGCCAUUGGAAAGAUUGUGACAGGGCAACUGUAAACAUUAUGAAGUAGAGCAGUGAGCUGGUAGGAGACAAGACUGAGGCAGAGAAAAAGAGGGGUCUUGCCAACAAGCCAAGGUUUUCUUGGCUUCCUAACUUGAAAGUCAAUCCCUGAUGCCUUAGGUUACAGUUGAAAUGCCCAACCAGGCCUCACCUUUCUCUUAGGUCUACACUGUAGUUUUUUCUAAGCUAAAAAGAGAAUAUUCAAAGCAUAGGUGAGAAUUUUAUUUGGAUUUAUUGGAAAACUCUGCUUUUUGAAAUAAUGUUUCCUUUGCUCUGUGAUUUUCCUUGAGCGCUCCCAUAUGUCUGUGUGUGUGUGUGUGUGUGUGUGUGUGUGCGCGUGCGUGUAUGUAUUUGUUUGUGGUGGGGGUUUUUUUUGUUUGUUUCAUGUGUUGAAAAUCAGCUCAUGAUUUUCAUAAAACUCAGCCUCAGAAAAGCAUGAGGAGGAUAGUAAAGGGGAAUAACCA
Messenger RNA from Phascolarctos cinereus (koala), 4697 nucleotides. The record is from RefSeq and is a predicted model, not a curated record. NCBI's taxonomy places the organism in Eukaryota, Metazoa, Chordata, Mammalia, Diprotodontia, Phascolarctidae.